Messenger RNA from Juglans regia (Persian walnut), 3139 nucleotides. RefSeq names its product glutamate receptor 2.2-like. The record is from RefSeq and is a predicted model, not a curated record. Gene Ontology annotation, molecular function: glutamate-gated receptor activity. The coding region runs from base 27 to 3008 and encodes 993 amino acids. NCBI's taxonomy places the organism in Eukaryota, Viridiplantae, Streptophyta, Magnoliopsida, Fagales, Juglandaceae. Gene Ontology annotation, cellular component: plasma membrane. The transcript has 5 exons.
UCGUCGUCCAUUAUUCAAACCUAACCAUGAUCAUGAGCUGGAACGUCCCUCCCAGAGUUGCAGCUUGUUAUCUAUUCAUGUUCUUCCUUGUUCUUUCCGAAAGGAUUAUCAAGGCCGCCAAGGCAGAAAACACGACAUUAACCCAAGUUGAUGUGGGUGUGGUUUUGGACUUGGAUGGGCGGAAUGGAAAGGUCGGGAUGAGUUGCAUUAACAUGGCUCUUUCCGACUUCUAUGCCUCUCAUACUCACUACAAAACUAGGCUGGUCCUUAACCCCAGGGACUCCAGAAAUGAUGUUGUCCAAGCUGCUGUUGCAGCUCUAUACCUAAUAAAAAAUACAAAAGUGAAAGCCAUCAUAGGGCCACAAAAGUCAAUGCAGGCAAACUUUGUCAUUGAUCUUGGGAAUAAAUCUCAGGUGCCCAUCAUAUCAUUCUCAGCAACAAGCCCUUCUCUUACCUCACUUCGUAGUCCAUACUUUUUUCGAAUUGCUCAAAACGACUCAUCUCAAGUGAAAGCCAUAAGUGCAAUUAUUCAAACUUAUGGAUGGAGAGAAGCCGUACCUAUCUAUAUAGACAACGAGUAUGGAGAAGGUAUAAUACCCUACUUAAUUGAUGCCUUGCAAGAUAUUGAUGUUCGUGUUCCCUAUCGUGGUGUCAUUUCUCCAUUGGCCAAUGAUGGCGAAAUCAGUGGAGAACUUCACAAGUUGAUGACAAUGCAAACUAGAGUUUUCAUUGUGCACAUGUCGCAUAAUCUCAGUUCUCGAGUUUUCACAAUGGCAAAAGAGAUUGGAAUGAUGAGUCAAGGUUAUGUUUGGAUCAUUACCAAUGGGAUAGCCAACUUUGUUGGGUCGAAAGAACGUUCAGUUCUUGCCUCAAUGCAAGGGGUAUUGGGUGUGAAGACUUAUGUUCCAGAGACAAAAGAGCUUGAAAGUUUUACAGUUCGAUGGAAAACGAAAUUCCAACAAGACAACCCAACCAUUACAGAUGUUGAUUUGAAUGUUUUUGGUUUGUGGGCUUAUGAUGCUGCUUCAGCUUUAGCCAUGGCAGUUGAGAAGGUUGGGACUACAAAUCUCGGGGUUGGAAAGAGUACAAAUGCUUCAAGCAACUUAAUUGAUCUUGAAAGUUUCGAGAUCUCCCAAGAUGGUCCAAAACUUCGUGAAGCGAUACAGGAUAGUAAGUUUAGAGGCCUUGCUGGGGAGUUCAAUCUUCUUAAUGGGCAAUUACAAUCAUCAACUUUUCAGAUAAUUAAUGUGAAUGGUAAUGGAGAAAGACAGGUUGGAUUUUGGACACCAGAAGAUGGACUCAGAAGGGAAUUGAAUUCGAAGAACACAAGCAAAUAUUCUACUUCCAAGAACAAUCUGGGACCUAUUAUAUGGCCUGGUGAUCUAACCUCUGUUCCUAAAGGUUGGGAGAUUCCAACAAAUAGAAAGAAGCUACGAAUAGGAGUGCCAGUGACUAAUGGUUUCAGCGAAUUUGUUAAGGUCACAUAUGAUCAUAGCACUAACGGAACACAUGUUACUGGGUAUUGUAUUGACAUCUUCAAUGCCGCAAUGGAAUCAUUACCAUUUUCUGUUAGCUACGACUUCAUUCCCUUUGCAAAACCUGGAGGUGAAAGCGCCGGUACUUACAAUGAUUUGGUCUAUCAAGUAUUUCUUCAGAACUUUGAUGCUGUGGUAGGCGAUAUAACGAUCGUAGCAAAUAGGUCUAACAUUGUGGAUUUCACAUUGCCAUUCACGGAAUCUGGAGUGACAAUGGUAGUGCCACUCAGAGAUAAUAGGAGGAAAAAUGCAUGGGUGUUUUUGAAGCCUUUAAGUUGGGACCUUUGGAUGACAAGCGGUUGUUUCUUUGUAUUCAUUGGCUUUGUGGUAUGGCUUCUUGAACAUAGAGUAAAUGAAGAUUUUCGUGGGCCUUGCUCACAUCAGAUUGGAACAAGCUUAUGGUAUGCUUUCUCAACCAUGGUUUUCGCACAUCGGGAGAUAGUGAUAAACAACUGCACUAGGUUUGUAGUGAUCAUAUGGGUAUUUGUAGUGCUCAUUCUUACUCAAAGUUACACUGCAAGUUUGGCAUCUCUCCUAACAGUUCAGCAGCUCCAACCAACAAUUACUGAGGUCAAGCAGCUUGUUAGGACUGGGGAGAGGGUUGGGUACCAUAGCGGUUCUUUUGUGUUUGGAGUCUUAAAAGAAAUGUCUUUUAAGGAAUCUCAGCUUAAGCAGUAUAAUUCAAUAGAAGAAUGUGAUGAGCUUUUGUCUAAAGGAAGUGCCAAUGGUGGUAUAGCUGCUGCUUUUGAUGAGACCCCUUACAUGAAGCUGUUAAUAGGAAAAUAUUGCUCCAAGUAUACCAUGGCUGCAUCAAUCUAUAAAACUGAUGGGUUUGGCUUUGUAUUCCCAAGAGGUUCACCUCUUGUAGCAGAUGUUUCUAGGACAAUCUUGAAUGUGACAGAAGGAGAGAAAAUGGAAGAGAUUGAAAGUAAAUGGUUAAAGAAACAAACCCAUUGUGAAGACUCCAAUGCCCAAGAUUCUUCUGAAAGUCUUGGCCUCUCUAGCUUCUGGGGCCUAUUUCUCAUUGCUGGGAUUGCUUCCUUAUCAGCUCUCAUCUUCUCUGUGUCUAUGUUCUUUUACAAGGAGAGGCAGCAUAUCUUCAAACCCUUUGGUGCAGGAGACUCAAUAUUGGGAAGAAUUCAUCAUAUAUUAAGAACUUUCCUUGAGAGAGACCUUCGCUCGCAUACAUUUAGAAAGAAAGCAUCAAUGUCAUUGCAAGACAAAAAAGAAAUUGGAAGUCUUAAUGGUAUAGGUGCAGGUCAAGCCUCAACAAGCACUAGACAUCUAUCAAAUCGGUCAAAUUGUUUAACACAAACGGAAAUCCACUCUACUUCCUUUGAAGUUUCGGAAACACCAUCUAGAGAAUAUGGUAUUCCCUAUUCAAACGGUCAAACAUCUCAACCAGCACCAACUACUAUUGUUGAGAUCAUUGAAAACCCAACUCAAGAGGUCCAAGAACCCCCCCAAAAAUAGAUCAAGAAAAUAGUUCACCAUGCAUUUUGUAGUCUUCUUUGAUAUUGACACAAUGUCAUAUUUUUUAUUGAGUCAAUUUGAAAUGUUCUAUAUUGUAUCUUUGCCGCUCCUAUCCUAGUGAUUAUGUGACA